AUGGGUUCAACAUCUAGUCGACUCGGGUCUCGUCCUUCUCCUCCAAGGGUCAACAACCAUCGCUUCAGAUUCUCCUCCUUUCUCUGCGGCUCCUCCACCUCUCGCUCUAUCUCUCAGAUGGAAGACCAUCAAUAUGAACAGCUUCAUGUUGAUUCGGCUAGACAUUUUAAUGAUGACAUUCAGAAAGUCCCUCUUGAAUCGUCAUUAUCAUGUACUGAAGAAGCUAGAAUAAGUUGCUGCCCUCAUGCUGAAACUUCAAUCUCAACCAAUAUGAGAACUGAGUUCCGCGGGAAUGCUACUGUUGAAGGUUCUGAUGGGAAUGAUGCAAUAAGUAAUCAGAGGAAUUGCUUGUCUGAUCAUAAGGAACUAGUUUCUCCUUAUCAGGUAUGUGCUGGUCAUAGUCAUCCUGAAUCAUAUAGUGAUGGUAACAACACUGCUAGUACUUCAUUUGUUGAACAACGGUCUUCAGAUCCAGUCUCUGUAAAUGAUUUUACUAACAUGGAUAGAAUCAAUAAUGUUGAUGAUCCAGUGUUUAGUGGUGUCUCUCGAAUCUCUCAUCAUGAGACCACGCACCCAAGGAGCUCAAUCUCUCAAGAGCAUGGAAAUGCCAGUUCUGGUGAAAUUUCUAUUGAGGUUGACACAAAUUCAGGCAUAUCUAUCCAUAGUUCUUCCACUCAUGUUGCUCAAGCGUCGAAUGCACCACCAACUCCUGAAGUGCCAGAAGAUGAAUCUCGUCGCGAAACGAUACCUUCAGGUUUAGGUAUUCUUGUGUCCAAUCGGGAAAUAGUUCAGGGAAAUGAUGGUAUGUUUCAAGUGGAUGUAGUCGCAAUAUCCUCCAACAUUUUGUCUGGAAGCAAUGCAGAUGCGGAUGAUGAUGAAGCCAGAAGGAAUGGUAGAAGGUUAUUUUGGGAUGCUUUUUCACAACGUAGUUCUAGAAGGUUUGGUGAUUCUCCAACCAUCGUUAUCUCCACGGGAGGCACUGAUGAUUUGGGAUCUCAAGAUCGGUGGCAGGUUGAUUUUGAUGAGGAUUUAUCAAAUGACGGGCUUGGACGUCUGCCCAGAUAUAGGGGCAGUAGAAUUCGCAGAUUGAGUGAAAGAGUGCGACACUCAAGAUCUGAGAUCUGGGAAAGACUUCGUGGAGGCCUUGAUGAGAUUGGACGGUUGAACUCUUCAUGUCCAUUAGGACUCCACGCGGACGGUAUGUGCUCGUGUGAGUCAUUCCCAAUGGCUGAAGAAUCUAGCUCUCGGUCAAGUAUUUCAAGAAUAGUAAUGCUAGCUGAGGCUCUGUUUGAGGUUUUAGAUGAAAUCCACCGACAACCUUCAUCCCUUUCCUUAUCCACGCUCUCACUCCCUGCACCUGAAUCAGUCGUGGACUCUUUCCCUCUGAAGUCUCACAAAAAGGUUGAUGCAGCUGAUGGAGGCAAUGAUGCUGAACAAUGUUACAUAUGCUUGGCGGAGUAUGAAGACGGGGACCAAAUACGUGUUCUUCCUUGCAAGCACGAAUAUCACAUGUUGUGUGUCGAUAAGUGGCUGAAGGAAAUACAUGGGGUAUGCCCUCUGUGUCGAGGCCAUGUUUGUGGAGGCUCAACAGAGGCGUCAGUUCACUCAGAAGUGCAGUCAAUAGUUGAAAUUUAG
Molecule: messenger RNA, 1635 nt
Organism: Vicia faba (fava bean)
Lineage: Eukaryota; Viridiplantae; Streptophyta; Magnoliopsida; Fabales; Fabaceae
Source: the annotation of a GenBank genome assembly